Cygnus olor (mute swan) is the source of this 1973-nucleotide messenger RNA. RefSeq names its product lactamase beta (gene LACTB). The record is from RefSeq and is a predicted model, not a curated record. The transcript is spliced from 6 exons. Lineage: Eukaryota; Metazoa; Chordata; Aves; Anseriformes; Anatidae. Bases 16 to 1575 code for a protein of 519 amino acids.
CGGGGAGGCGCCGCCAUGUACGGGCUGGUGCGGGCCCUGCGGCAGGCGGCGACCCCCGGGCGGCUGGCGGCGACCCGGCGAGGGGGCGCCGGGGGACGGCCCUGGGGCUGGGGGCUGGCGCUGGGGCUGGCGCUGGGGGUGAAGGUGCCGGCGGGCUGCGAGGCCGGCGGCGGGCAGGAGGAGGAGGUGACUCCGGCGUCGUCCCCUCGGGGCUUCGGCGCGGCCAUCGAGAGGAGCCGGGACCUGCUGCGGAGGAUCAAGGAUGAAGCAGGAAUCCCAGGUAUACUAGUUGGAGUCUCUGUAGAUGGAAAGGAAGUCUGGUCAGAAGGUUUGGGUUAUGCUGAUGUAGAGAAUCGUGUUUUAUGUAAGCCAGAGACGAUCAUGCGAAUUGCUAGUAUUAGCAAGUGUCUUACCAUGAUGGCCAUUGCUAAACUGUGGGAAGAGGGGAAACUGGACCUAGAUGCUCCAGUGCAGAAAUACGUCCCUGAAUUUCCAGAAAAGGUCUACGAGGGUGAAAAGGUCACUAUUACUACGAGACUGUUAGUUUCACACCUGAGUGGGAUUCGUCACUAUGAAAAAGAUAUUGCAAAAGUAAAGGAAGAAAAGGAAAAGGCAAACAGAGCAUUGAAACUAACAAAACCCAAUCAGGAUAAAGAACAAAAAGAGAAGGAUGGUAAAGGCAUUGAAAAAACUGAUUCUGUCAAACCAAAGAAAGCACACGAAGGUGAAGUAAAAAGCCGAAAUUCAAAACCUGGCAAGAGAGAUAAGGAAUUUGAACAGGAGGAGUAUUAUUUGAAGGAAAAAUUUGAAAGUGUGAUUGAGUCACUGAAAAUAUUUAAAAAUGAUCCUUUAUUCUUCAAACCAGGUAGUCAGUUCUUGUAUUCAACAUACGGCUUCACCCUCUUAAGUGCUGUUGUAGAGAGAGUUUCGGGACAAAAAUUUACAGAUUAUAUGCUAAAAAUGUUUCGUGACUUGGAUAUGCUGUCAACUGUACUAGAUGACAAUGAAGCAAUGAUAUAUAACAGAGCAAGGUGUUACGUUUACAACAAAAAAGGACGUCUGGUAAAUGCACCAUAUGUGGACAACUCUUACAAAUGGGCUGGUGGAGGCUUUCUGUCAUCAGUAGGUGACCUUCUGAAAUUUGGAAAUGCCUUGUUGUACAGUUACCAAGCUGGACAAUUUAAAAACAGUAGUGGCAAACUUCUUCCUGGGUACCUCAAACCAGACACAGUCGCAAUGAUGUGGACCCCAGUGCCAAAAACUGAAGUGUCAUGGGACAGGGAUGGUAAAUAUGCAAUGGCCUGGGCUGUAGUAGAGAAAAAGCAACAAUACGGAUUUUGCAGACAGCAGAGACACUAUGCAUCUCAUACAGGUGGUGCAGUGGGGGCAAGUAGUGUCCUCCUGAUUCUUCCUGAAGAUCUGGACUCCGAAGCCAUAGACACUGCGCUAAUGGCACCACCUAGAGGAGUAAUUGUUAGUAUUAUUUGUAAUAUGCAAUCAGUUUCCCUCAACAGCACUGCCUUAAAGAUUGCAAGGGAAUUUGAUAAAGAAAAACAGGCACAAUAUAUAGAUUAAAAAAAAAAAGAGAGAUAUGUAACUGAACUCACUGUACUGAAACAUAGAAAAUGGAGAAGGAGAUCAAAUUAGACUCUGAGAUACGUAAGAAUACAUGAGGAAAAAGUAUCAACAGUACACUUAAGUGUGGCACCACUAGCAGAACUUAAGUGUGGCUGGAAUUCAUCUCUCAGGGAAGUUUCUAACCUAUAGAAAAGAAAAAUGUAACAGUCAAAUUUGACUUCCUGCGUUACCUGUGCAAACUAUCCCUUUAGUAGCAAGUUUUCUUUCCUCAUGUAGUUAAGUAUUUGACAAAGAUUAAAAAAGAAAAAAAAAAGCAUUGGUUUCUUGUGCUGAGUACAACAAAAAGUUAUCUACCUUAAAUAUUAAGCUUUCGAACAACUUGCACAUCUUGAUUU